Messenger RNA from Prosopis cineraria, 1185 nucleotides. RefSeq lists its product as uncharacterized. The record is from RefSeq and is a predicted model, not a curated record. The transcript has 3 exons. Lineage: Eukaryota; Viridiplantae; Streptophyta; Magnoliopsida; Fabales; Fabaceae. Bases 176 to 886 code for a protein of 236 amino acids.
AUAAGGUUGUGCAAGAAACUCUGAUAUUGUCCCGUUGUCCUGCCGCCAUUUGCCAUCCCUGUAGGAGAUAGUCUUCGUUACUUUUCCCAUCUUUCCGAUACAAUACAUCGCACUUGCCUCACCCGCCACAGAGAUCAAUCCUCGAGACCAGAAGAAGAAGAAGAAGAAGAAGACGAUGAUGCUGGGCGUGGCCAGUCUAACUCUAGGUUCAUCGUCUGGAAUGGCGUCGUCUCAGGCCCAAGCUCAGUGUUCCACUCUCGCAUUCCCAGGAAGCAGCAGAAGACAGAACCCUCUUAAUCGCGCAGAGUCGUUGCCUAUGGGAGGAUUCAGGUCUUGUGCUGACAAUAAUUGGGGUUCGUUCUUCUCCUUCAAGGAAUCCAAACCUUCAGGACCAUUCACCACAGCUGUUGCAGCUGUUGAUUCUGAUCAGCUCAGUUCUUCUGAUCCUCCCAGCAAGAGUGAAGACAACAAGUAUUACUUUGUUGUGGCAAAUGCAAAAUUCAUGCUGGAUGAAGAGGAGCAUUUCCAAGAGGUCUUGUUUGAACGGCUUCGUCUCUACGGAGAGCGUGACAAAGCACAGGAUUUCUGGCUAGUGAUUGAGCCUAAGUUCUUGGACAGGUUCCCUGACAUUACCAAGAGAUUGAAGAGACCAUCUGUUGCCCUUGUGUCGACCAAUGGUCCCUGGAUCACAUUCAUGAAGUUAAGACUGGACCGAGUUUUAUCAGAGAGCUUUGAAGCUGAGAGUCUAGAAGAAGCACUAGCCUCCAAUCCUGUCAAUCUAGAGUUUGAGAAGCCAGAAAAUUGGGUGGCACCUUAUCCUAAGUACAAGUUUGGAUGGUGGGAACCCUUUUUGCCUCCUGGACAGAAGAAAGAGGUGAAAGCCUAAGUCUUCAUUAAACAUUUAAACUUUUCUCUGAGGCUUUUUUAGACGUGUUUUACUACCUGGUAGUUGAAGUUGGUGAAAUUUCCAUUCAGCUUUGUAUUUUUGGCGAAUGCAAUAUAUCUCCUUAUAUUCAAGUUAUGCUUACAAUCUUAGGUCUAGGAAUUGCGUUUGUAUCUCUCAUGUGAGAAAAGUAUAGAUAAUGCCAUGUAAUCGGUGUUUUCUUUUGUAGUGUAAGACUUGUAUGCGAAAUCCUGAUGAUUAGCUUCCUUUUAGAAUAAUCUAAUAGCAUAAUUUGACUUAAA